UCAGGCAACAAUUGAUGUAACCGUUUAUCAUGGAUACGCGAUUUACGUUUGUGUUGUAUUGCAUCACUGAUCACGUUGUAAAAUUUUCGGCAGACGCACUUUUCCUCCAUACAUAACCGGAAGUGGCCGGUCACAUGAUUGGUGUGACCGGAAGUUGUCUGUGGCAGGGUAAUCGACGCCGGGCGCCCGGGCAGUUGUCAUUCCAUUAAUACGUCCCCAUCAGUCAGAGUUAGUUUGCCGCUCCGCAGGAAGCUGUCUUGUUAACCCUGCGCUCACAAUGCCGCCAGCCGGAACGCAGUGCGCCCCCUUAAAUGGCAAGCAACCGUUGGGAAAAGCGUCGGAUUACGCGCAGCUUGUGCUCUCUCCUGUUAUACGUGCAGUAUAGCGCGCAUUGAUAACAAUAAUACAGCCAAUCCCGCUGAUGCCCGAAAUCCCUCGAUGGACGACCUGGCUGCAUUAUCCGAGCAUAGUGCACUAUGCCAGGGUGGCAAUUGGGGGCCAAACAUUAGAAGGUUUUUAUCCCAACCGACGGUUUUCCACGGCUAUUGUACCCUUUACAUGCGUAGAUUGCUUAUUCAUGAGCGAGAGUGAAUGUAUCGGUGCCUGUACGUAAGUGUUUGCCGGUCGAUUUGCUGUUGGCGCGCUUUGUAAGUGUCUACAGGUGCCGCCUUAUCAUCGCAUUCUGAUAUCGGAGGAUAGUCCCCAUGUGAUAUCGGCAUUCAGCAACGAACUGACCAUUUUAGGAUUAUAUUGGAUCGCAAUAUUUUAUCGUACUUAUUAGUACCGAUCGGACCUUUGCUGACGCACAUUCACGGAAAUGCCCGGAAACGCGUUCCGCACAUACACACACGCCAGUCCCUAGUACCGGCAGCCGUGUAGACAUGGGGGCUUUUCAGUUUAUUUAUCCAUAAAGACGUCUUUGUCCUGUUCGGAUGUGUUUACUGACUGUGGCGGAUCGUCGAGAAAAGGCAUUUACACGGAUUACCGGUCAAAUGUUGCCUGCACCUUCGACUGUAUCCGCGAAUCGGUGGCGGCGCGCCCGUUCCCGUCUCCGUCUGGCUACGCUGCACCCAACGCGGCAAAAUUCAUCGGGAUCGGUUUCACGGGCGUUUCUCUCUAGAUCCAUGCUGGAAAAGCAGUCCAUGCAAUACCGGAGUCUGGGAAAUUCCGGUUUACGGAUUUCCCGUAUUAGCCUGGGCAUGGGGCCGGGAUUGGGAUUGGCGCUGCAGUACGCGCAGAUGCAGUCCUUACAGACCGGAACCCUGGCGCCGGUCGUACCGCGCUCAUCAUCCUCCACCAUCACGAUGCCCGGCAACGCUCCCGGCGGGGCCAAUAUGAUCGGACUGCAGCUGCAGCUGUCGCAGCCGCAAUCCCCAUCCAACACCAGUACCGGCGUAUCAUUAGUCAACGCCAUCAGCCAGAGUAAUCUCGUUCCGUCAAGCGCUACUCCGCUGACAACAACAACAAUAACCGUUGCCGCGCCAACACCACCCGCACCGGCAUCCAAGCACUGUACGGCCGCUGCGGAGGAGAUUGUGGAGCAGAUCGUCAGUCUGGCCUAUGAGUGCGGGGUCAACUACUUUGACGCAGCCGACAGUCAGACCAAUGGAACGCCGGGUGUGCCGACUGCACUUCCGGUUGGCAGAACGGAAACUCUUUUGGGAAAAGUCCUCAAAAAGAAGAAAUGGAGACGCUCGAGUUACGUCAUUACGACAAAAAUCUGCCGCACGGGAACGGCGGAAACCGAGAAAGGACUUUCCCGGAAACACGUGGUGGAAUCCUUGCAAGCUAGCCUGGAACGGCUUGGGUUAGCGUAUGUAGAUGUCGUAUUCGCUUGCUGUCGCGAUAACUGCACUCCCAUGGAAGAAAUUGUGCGCGCUUUUUCAUGGGUGAUCGAGAAAGGGUGGGCCUUUUACUGGGCGACAGCCAACUGGAGCCAAGCGGAAAUCAUGGAAGCCUACACCGUUGCCAAAGUGCUUAAUCUCACACCGCCGCUGGCUGACCAGUGCGAAUAUAAUGUGUUUCGCCGGGAGCCAGUGGAAUUGGUGAUCCCGGAGCUUUUAUGCGGAAUAGGAUGCGGCAGUAUUACAUAUUCCCCAUUGGCCAACGGUCUAAUUGUGGGAGAUUACGAGAUGGACGACAAUACAUCCAGUUCACUGGCCAUGCAGCGCUGGGCCUUACUGGAACGCGACACCUCCAUCAUCGAGCGGGAACGUCGCAACAGCGAAGUGACCUUACACCUGCAUAAAAUCAAAUACCUGCGCCCCAUCGCCGAUCAGAUCGGUUGUUCCCUCAGCCAGUUGGCGAUUGCCUGGUGUCUGCGCACCGAACUGGUACAGUCGGUGCUGAUCAGUCCCAGUUCGUUGGAGCAGCUGCGGGAUCAUCUGCUGGCGCUGUCGGUGCUGGAUAAGCUGACACCGGAAGUGUUGGCUGUCAUGGAGAAAGUGCUGGGCAAUCAGCCGAGUCUGGGAUUGGCCAAGAAUAAGAAUGCCACGAAGCCGGGUCAACAGGAUAAGCGACGUCGUUCGUCAAUUCAUCGAAAAAGCGUCACUUCAUCGCCGCGACUGAGCAUUAGUCAUGCCGGAAAUCCUUAUGAAGGACGAAUCGGAUACAGAGAAUCCAUAGACUAUUCCUAUGAUCGGAGACCAUCGCACAUUUAAAACUCAGCCUUGGGAAAUAUAAAAAAAAUCUCUUGCCAAAGAUCUUAAAAAAUAUUUUUGUGAAGAAUGUACUGCUGCCCGUCUAACUUUUCUCUAAUAAUUUCAAAGCAACCAAAGACUCUUCAAUCAUUCAAUGAGCUUCCAAGAUGAUCUUUAUUUGCGGACAGAAUAUGUGUAUUCCUGUUGGAUAUAUCAUUCCGAAGUAGCCAAAUUUUAUUUAUGUAUAACACUAAUAUAAAUAUGUGAUGAUUGUGAUCAUGAAGGUACAUGUACAGAUAGGUGCUGAAGCUGAAAUGUAAUUUUGUCAAGAUGUUGCGCUAUCUGAUUCGCUACGAGCUGAAAGAAACGAAAUUAAA
Molecule: messenger RNA, 3016 nt
Organism: Paramacrobiotus metropolitanus
Lineage: Eukaryota; Metazoa; Tardigrada; Eutardigrada; Parachela; Macrobiotidae
Product: voltage-gated potassium channel subunit beta-2-like
Exons: 10
Coding region: 933-2660 (575 amino acids)
Biological process (GO): regulation of potassium ion transmembrane transport
Cellular component (GO): voltage-gated potassium channel complex
Molecular function (GO): potassium channel regulator activity; transmembrane transporter binding
Source: RefSeq, a predicted model, not a curated record